UCGGUCAAUUGACUAGCAAGUAUGUUUUUGUCUGGGGUGAUCACGUACGCAUCUGCACAUACCUAUAAAUCAGUGUUUAUUUUUAGUAGAGAUUUCGAACAUUUUGAAAAAUAUUUAUAAAUACAUGUGUUAUAAACAAGAAAUGUAGAAAAUUAUUACUUAAUUCGAAUAUAAAGAAUAAUUUUAUAAUAUUUAUACAAAAAUUUCGAAUAUUGAUAUUUAAAACUAUCUCUUUAUAUGGUGAAAAAGAACUCUCAGACGCAAAUACAUAUACUCGACAGACCACGAGCUUAGUAAUUCGUUUACUUGGCUUUAUGUGUGUGAAUCUGUCACAGCAAUAAAUUAAUUUACGAAAUAAAUCAAAUAAUAAACGCAUCUAAAUGUGUACAUUAUGUGCUUAUUUUUUUUUAAAUUAAAUAUCUCUUUAAAGUCUUUAAUUAAACAAAAACAAUAUAUUUGAAAUUUAAUAAUAGCGCGAAAUUUAUGAUUUUAUAACUAUUUACUUCUUAAGUCAAACUAUUGUUUUAUGUUUUUUAUUGCUUUGUUCUAAUUAUUUAUGAAAGUCUUAAUUAGCUCUAACUUUAAAAAUCAAAAGUAGUCAAGAGAAAAUUCUGGAAAUUUAUUUCAAACGUUACGAAAAAUAUUGAAUGAACUAUAUAUGUAUAUAUGAAUCCCGGCAUUGUGAAACGGUGUAUUGGUUUUUAAAGUUUCUUUUAGAAAACGUUAUAUACUGAUUGUGUAAGAUGCACAUCGCAUGUAAAUGUUUAAACGUGUCCAUAAAAUCCAGGGGCACUGAACUGCAAAAGUUCAACAUUAACGAUAUUGAAUUGACACUCGAAGAACAAAACGAUAGUUUUUUUCAUCAGAAUCUUGCAACAGUCUCAGAGCUUGAAGGUAUUACUAAAGAACAACCAAGUUUAGUAGAAAUAAGAAAUAUUGGAUCAUGGAUUAUUCAUCGUUGUUAUAAUUGUUCAAUAUAUACCCAUGCUGUGCAUAGAGAUUAUGGUGCUGCUUUAGUUCUUAUUAAUACUGAUAUUCUUAGUUUACCUGAAGAAAUAAAUAAAUUAAGAUCCAAUCCAGAUUAUAGCUCAGUAUUUAGAAUAGUAAUUGCUCAUAAUACAUUAGAUGAAUUGGAUUAUCUUCAACAACCUAACAAAUUUUCUGUGUCACAAUUACCUAAUAAUAUACAAGUAGCUUUGGGUGGUCUCCAGCAACAGCUUGAAGAAGCUGUUCAAAGACAAUCUGUUGAAAUAGAGAAUAAAAUUCGUGCUUUCACAGCAGAACAAUAUCAAUUAUUGGAACAGUUUCGUGAAAGAGCACAUAAUGAACAUAGAAUAUUGACAAGAUUAAUUUGUAAAGGAGAAGAAAUAACUAGAUUAACAAAUAAUAUAGAAACUCCUCCUGUAACCCCAGACAGUUUUACAACCAGUUUAACUACCUCUGCAACAAAUACAGUAAAUACAUCACAGAUAGUAUCAAAUGAGACAAAAAUCAUUGCAAAUUCUAAUGUUAAACAUGAAACUGAUGCUAAAUAUUCUUCUAAUUCUCUUAUUAAUGGUAGUAUAGAUAAGAAAGAUCGAAUAUAUAUAUAUACUAAGGAACCAACUAGUUUUGACACAGAAGCUUUAUUUCCUUUGGAAGGAAUGGAAGAUACUCUAAAUGCUGAUCAAGUUCAAUCUUCAGAAGAGGGAUCUGAUACAGAUGACUCAGGUCAAGAUGAAGGUAUUCAUAUGUCUAGAGGACAAAGAGGUGGACAUCCUACAUUAGCUAAAUCAUUACCUGUUAGUGUUCCAUCUUUUCCAUCCUUUGUUCGUAGAACAGUUCAAGAUCAAGAUGAUGAUCAGCUUUCAAGAGAUCCACAUGAUCCACAUAAUAUUCGAGCUUCAAUUAAAGCUCUAGCAAAAAGCGUUCAUGGUGAUACAGUAUUUGGAGAUUUGCCACGUCCUCGUUUCUCUACUCAAAUCUGACUUUGCAAUAGUCUCGAAGAAAGAGAAUAAAAUUAAGUUAAAAAUUUAAUAUUCAUAUAAAGUACCUAUUAUUGAUAACUGUCUUUCAAUGAAUGCUACGAGAGGUUAAUGUAAGCAAAGAUAUAGACAGAAUAAACAUAGAAAUGUAUGGAAAUAUUAAUAUUUCGCAUAUUUUGAAUAUUUUAGGGUAAAAUAUUAUUUCAAAUCUUAGCUUUGUUAGUUUGUUGAGUUUAUACAAAAAGAAAAAAAGAAAAAAAAAGAAAAAAAAAAGAAGAAAAAAAGAAAAAAAAUUUCAUACCUGCAUAAAUUUGAGGCUAUAUUAUAAAGAUAUAAAUGUGCUAUAUAUUUGUUACAAAUCAUGUAGAAUGUAAAAAAAAAUUUAGAUUUCAAAAAUUAAGACAAUGUGAAGUUUAUGAUGCCAUAUCUAAAAUAAAAUUAUAAAAAGAAAAGAGCAAAAAAAAUUUCUUACAUAUUAAUUAAUAAUUGAGAUAAUGGAAUGAUUUUAUUAUGAUGAUUAUUAUUUCUACAAUAUGUUAUUAUCAUUAGAUAUAGAAAAACAAUUUAUUAUAAGAAUCGCUUAGUAUGAUUAUUAAGUUCAAUAGCAAAAUACUAUUGGAAAUUAUAUUGAUAUCAUAUGUAAUGAUUUAUUAUACUAAGUCAUUUCUUUAUACACAUUUUUUUUUUUAUAAUAUAAACUAACUCUGUUAAACUAAUUAUGGUAAAGAAACAAUAUUUUCCUAUAACGAUAUAUAAAUUACUUCAUCAAAAAUAAAUAUACUAAUUAGAAAUGUUUGCAUAAAAAAAUUUAGAUUUCUAUACUUAUUAUGUUAUGAUAUAUUUAUUAAUAUGUUUAUUUUUUGAUUAAUUAACAAUUCAAUUUAAUUAUGAACAAAAAAUUUAUAUAAUAAAGUAAUAUAUGUUAUGUUUCUAAGAAACAUUUUUGUUUAUAUGUGUAUACAAAGUGGAACCAUAACUAUAAUUAUCUUGAAUAUUUCUUAUUUUUAAUUUAUGUGGUACAAAGGAGACUAUAAUAAUAAUAAUAAUUUUUUUAUAAGAUUAUCAAAGAUUUUGAGAUCCAUAAAUAUCUUUUUAAAUAAUUUAUUUAUUUAUCAAAACUAUGAUGACUCAUGUAUUCUGUUAUUUAAUAAGCUUGUAUUUACUAGGAAUAAAAAAAAUAUGACAAGCAUAAAUUAAAAAAAAAAUUAAUGGUAAUUUUGAACUUUUUAUUAAUUUUUUACCUAUAAAUAUAAAUAGAUUGAUAUUGUAAUAUUAUAGUCUCUCUUGUAUAUAUAUAUAUAACUUUUAUAAACAGAAUUUCUCGAUAUCUUUAAAAAUAAUGAAAAUAUUCAAAUUGAUUUAAAUGAUAUAUCAAUGCAUGUGCAAAAAUGUAUGUAAAACAUACAAAACUUCGUUUAAAACUUGAACUUUUUAUACAAACUUUUAUAAAACUUUGUUUACGUAUGUUUUUGUAGAAAAACGAAAUGAUAAAUAUUUCAAUAGAAAUGUUAUUUUACUUUUAUAUUUUGAAUUUACUAUCAAAAUCACUUACUAUGUUAUUUUUUUUUAUAAAAUUAUAUUAUUAGUUUUAUGACUUUGUAAUUUUUAUACCAAUUAAUAAUAUCAUGUGUGAUAAACAAUAUUAUAGAUUAGAAACAAUGAAGUGAAUUAGUACAAAAACCUAUGUGGCUUUUUUCAUCAUGUAAUGCACAGUUAUAAAAUUAUAUAUGAAUGUUCUAUUGAUCAAAUUGUAAAAUAUAAGAAAUACUCCAGAGAUGUCAGAAAUCAUAUACAAAUAAUUAAUAAAAAUAAAAUGUUACUGUAUGAAAGAAAUAAAAAUGGAUAAUUAAAUUAUUAUCAAUAAAUUUAUAUUUUAGAAUUA
Molecule: messenger RNA, 3846 nt
Organism: Apis cerana (Asiatic honeybee)
Lineage: Eukaryota; Metazoa; Arthropoda; Insecta; Hymenoptera; Apidae
Gene: PRAS40
Product: Proline-rich Akt substrate 40 kDa
Biological process (GO): negative regulation of TOR signaling; negative regulation of protein kinase activity; neurotrophin TRK receptor signaling pathway
Cellular component (GO): cytoplasm
Source: RefSeq, a predicted model, not a curated record